Messenger RNA from Wickerhamiella sorbophila, 693 nucleotides. Its product is annotated as Clathrin light chain. Gene Ontology annotation, biological process: vesicle-mediated transport; intracellular protein transport. Gene Ontology annotation, molecular function: structural molecule activity. Lineage: Eukaryota; Fungi; Ascomycota; Dipodascomycetes; Dipodascales; Trichomonascaceae. The transcript has a single exon. Gene Ontology annotation, cellular component: clathrin coat of trans-Golgi network vesicle; clathrin coat of coated pit. The record is from RefSeq and is a predicted model, not a curated record. The coding region runs from base 1 to 693 and encodes 230 amino acids.
AUGGUCAGAAAGACGUUGCUUACCAACACACCUCCAAUAAUGGACAAGUAUCCGAAGCUGGAUGAUUUCGAUGGAGAGGCGCCUGAGGGCGAUUUCCUGAGCCGGGAGAAGGCCAUGUUGGGUGAAGAAGAAGCUGCCAAGUUUGGCGAUGUCGAGGUUGAGUCCGAGGAGGAGUUCCAGUCCAAUUACCCAGCUUUGGACACCGCCGACGUUGACGAGACGACUGACGGAGUGGCUGCCGUGAACCUGGACAGUGCUCAGGAGGAGUUUUCGGUUCGCAGCGAGACACCGGCGGCUAAUGGCGAUCGCUACGGGUUCGACCUGGCCGAGAGCGAGUUUGUGCAGGAGUGGAAGGUCAAGCAUCAGUUGGAGGUUGAGCGACGCGACAAGGCCAGCUCGGAUCGCCAGGCCGAGACCAGAAAGAACGCCGAGAAGGCUAUUGAUGAUUUCUACACAAACUACAACACCAAAAAGGAGUCUGCCAUUGAGAAGGUUCGCGAGGAGGCCGCCGAGCUCAUCAAGCAACGCGACGAGGGCGUUGGCUCCGGCACUACCUGGGAUCGGGUCGCUACUCUGAUUGAGAAAAUCGGCACUGGCGCAGUUGGUGUCAAGGCUGCCGACAAAAAGCGUUUCAAGGAGCUCAUUGAUUCCUUGAAGGGCGACGCCAAUGCUCCGGGCGCUGCUGGUUACUAG